This is a messenger RNA of Eriocheir sinensis (Chinese mitten crab), 4277 nucleotides long. RefSeq lists its product as uncharacterized. The record is from RefSeq and is a predicted model, not a curated record. Bases 210 to 4262 code for a protein of 1350 amino acids. Gene Ontology annotation, cellular component: Golgi apparatus; membrane. Gene Ontology annotation, molecular function: hydrolase activity, acting on glycosyl bonds. NCBI's taxonomy places the organism in Eukaryota, Metazoa, Arthropoda, Malacostraca, Decapoda, Varunidae. The transcript has 20 exons.
CUCGCUAGCGGCGGCUAGCCGAGCCCAGACGGGGGCCUGACCAGUCACCAGAGCCAUCUCAGCGGCUCAGCCAGACGGCCUCAGUCAACCGCGCAACGGCGUGAGAGAAGGGUAUUCGCUUACUUCUCUCCAACCUCCCCCUCUCCUAACCCUUCCUGCACGCUAUCACCUAACCUGGCCCCCCCCCCCCCCCUUAGUGUACUGGAAAUAUGAAAAUCCUUAGGCGUGGGGCAUUCCGUAAUCUGUACCUGCUCGUCUUAGCCAGUCUCUUCGCCCUGUACCUCUAUAAGUCUGGAAAAAACGAUGACUUUCUGAACCAACACCGGAAGUUUUUAAAGGAGCUGAAGUUACGGUCCAAUAGAGUUUCGCGAGGUAUAGAAUUCGGUGAUGUGGACUUGGAUUCGAAUGGGUUCCUUCAGUACCAAUUGCAGAGACAGGCUGCUGGCGGAGGUUAUGUGUUCCCGGACUCAGGGUUACGGGAGGGGGCAAGCUUCGCGCAGGUGGACUGGCACAACCACACACAGGAGGAGCUGGACAGGAGGAGAACGGGCCCCGGAGAGCAAGGGUUACCGCACUACCUCGCCCCGGGACUCGAGAAGAAACGCGAGGAGCUCUUCUACACCAAUGGCUUCAACGCUCUGCUCAGCGACGGGAUUGCGUUGGACAGAGCGCUCCCCGACAUAAGACAUCCCAAGUGCCGCGAGAAGACGUACGCGGAGCGGCUCCCCACUGUUAGCGUCGUGAUUCCCUUUUUCGAGGAGCACUGGACCACCCUUCUCCGCACCGUGAUGUCAGUGGUCAACCGCUCGCCGCCCCAGGUCCUGCGGGAGAUCAUACUGGUGGACGACGGCUGCACCCUGAAAGACUUCCUGAAGGAGCCUCUGGAGAAGUGGCUUAAGGAGCAUGUGCCCAAGGCGAAGAUAGUGCGGCUGCCAACGCGCCGGGGGCUGAUCACGGCGCGGCAGGAGGGCGUCAAGAAAGCCACCGGGGACGUGAUUGUUGUGCUCGAUUCCCACGUGGAGGUGAUGAUCAACUGGCUACCGCCCCUCCUCGACCCCAUCCUUGCUGACCACCGCACCGUGGUGUGUCCGCUCAUCGACGUGGUGAACCAGGCCACCUUCGCCUACACGGCCCAGGACCACGGCGGGCGCGGCGCCUUUGACUGGCGGCUCUUUUACAAGCGGCUGAGUCUGCGGCCACACGAGCAGAGCCGCCUGCCCGACCCCUUCCCGAACCCAAUCAUGAAUGGUGGCCUCUUCGCCAUGAGCCGUGACUUCUUCUGGGAGCUGGGUGGCUACGAUGAGGGGAUAACCAUCUGGGGCGGCGAGCAGUACAACCUGUCCUUUAAGAUCUGGAUGUGCGGCGGCCGGAUGCUGGACGCCCCCUGCUCUCGCGUGGGCCACAUCUUCCGCCACUCCCCCAAGGGCCGCCCGUCUGUCAAGGGAGACUUUCUAUCUAAGAACUACAAGCGUGUGGCGAGUGUGUGGAUGGGGGAGUACGCCGAGGCCUUAUAUAACAAAAACCCACAUCUGCGGGAAGUGGACGCAGGCGACGUGAGCAAGGAAGUCGAGGUUCGCGAGCGUCUGAAGUGCAAGAGCUUCAAGUGGUUCCUGGAGGAGGUGGCGCCGGACCUGCUCGUCAUGUACCCGCCCUUCGAGCCGCCAAACUAUGCUAAUGGAACCAUCCGCAGUGUGGCCGCCCCCAAUCUCUGCAUGGACAACGGCGCCAAGGAGAACAGCGAAAUUAUCCUGUACGGCUGUCACGGAGGAGGCACGCAGUACUUUUCGCUGUGUUGGCGCAAGACACUCAGGGUGGACAGCGAGCAGUUCUGUUGGAAGGUCCCGAGCUCCCUGGAUCAGCCCCCCGUGACCACCCACUGCCAGAUUAGAAACAUUCCUUCCACUCAUAUAUGGCGUUACGACCCCAGCACCGCCUACUCGCUUUCCUCACGCACUGCAGUCAAGCUCUGGGCGUCUGCAGCUGGUGGCUAUCUGGUAUCGGAAGCUGUGCACGGAGAUCGGCCAGUUCGAACUCUCCCCUUACGCCGCUCCAAGCUCUCCCAUCUCCUAGACGUCCUCCGCAGCCUCUUCCCCCGCCAGGAGCAGACCACAACUAUCACCACGCCCAGCCAUGAUUUAGGGGGAACGAAGGGGAAUGAUUUGGAGGCUGAGGACAAGGAAGUGGAGGAUGAGGAAGAUAGUGUAGAGGUGAAGGAGAUAAAUAGCAUGGAGACGGAGAGUGACGAGGUAGAAGAAGAGAACGACGAAGAGAAAAUAGGAGAGAACAUAGUAACGAAGGAGGAAGAAAAUGAUUCAGAGGAGGAGGAGGAGGAGGAGGAGGUUAAGGAGAAAGUCUUAGAAGAGGUAGAAACUGAAGAGAAAAAUGAUACGGAAGAGGUGGAAGAAAAGGAAAAGGAGGGAGAGGUGGAAGAGAAGAACGAAACAGAAGAGGUGGAGGAGAGUGAAGAGAACGCCUUUGUGGAUAUAGAGGACUCAGUGGAAGAUGAUAACUUGAAGGUGGAGAAUGAGACUGAUGACGAGGGCGAGGAGGUGGACUUAUUUGAGGUGGAGGAGGACGUGGUGGAGGUGGCAGUGGAGGUGGGCGUGGAGGAGCUGCUGAGGACGGUCCCAGACACCUUCCUCAGCCUGGCCCUGAGUCCUCGGCUGAUGGAGCGAGGGUGGCCCAACUUUAACACCAGCUCGCCACGUCUCCUAACCCUGGUUGGUGCCCUCGCCCCUGCCAUCCUGCGUGUGGGGGGGACAGCUGCCAACUUCCUGACCUACGACCCGACACCGCCAGCCCCCUCAGGAGCCCAACUGGAGGGGGGAGGAAGAGAGAGUCAGGAGGAAGAUGAUGAUGAUGGUCAAGAGGGAAGUGGAGAGGAGGAGGAGGAGAUGAGGAAUGAAAAUGAGAUAGAUGAUGACGUACAAGGAAGUGGAAAAAGAGAGAAGGAUGGUAGUGGUGAUGAAGAGAGAAGUGAAGGGAAGGACACCGAGGAAGAAAAGGAAGAUGGUGCAGAAGAAGGUGGUGGUGGAUGCUCCGAUAAACACUUUGCACAACCAACUUUCACCAACUUCACCAUUACGAGUGGGGACUGGCGGCAGCUGCUACACUUUACAAGGGCGGUGGGCAUGCAGCUUCUCUUCGACCUGAACCAGUUUUACCGCGGGCCGGGGGGCGAUUGGGACCCCGCCAACGCCCGCCUCCUCCUGCGGGACGCCUGCACCAGCGGCUUCACCUCCGUCACCUGGCAGCUUGGGAACGAACCCAACUCCUACAGACACAAAUACGGAUUCGUCCUGUCGGCGGAGCAGACGGCGAGGGACUACGGUAUCCUCCUGAAGGUGCUGGAGGAGGAGUGCCCAGCGCCUGCCCGUCUAGUAGGCCCCGACGUGACGAGACCGAAGCGCCACCACCCUCACCCUCACCCCCUCCCUCAGGCUGGCUUGGGCGUCGACUCCAUGGGCUAUUUGGAGAGCUUUCUGACGGCGUCCACAGUUAACCUCACAGCUGUUACUUGGCAUCAGUACUACAUCAACGGCCACAACGCCAAUGAGGGGGAGUUCCUGAACCCCACCGUGAUGGACAAGCUGGAGUGGCAGAUGGACCAGGUGGUGAAGAUAAGAGACCGUCUGGCGCUCGGCAAACCCAUCUGGCUGACGGAGAGCAGCUCGGCGUGGGGCGGAGGGGCACACGGGCUCAGUGACGCCUUUGUGGCCGGCUUCCUGUGGCUCGACAAGCUGGGCGUGGCGGCAAGGGGCGGCGUGGAGGUGGUGGCGAGGCAGACGCUGUACCAGGCUUGUUAUGCCCUGCUGCGGCCUGACCUGACGCCCAACCCGGACUACUGGCUCUCCCUUCUGUACAAGCGGUUAGUGGGAGGACGAGUUCUGAGCCUCAAGAUGCCCUCCGCCCCUCCCUCACUUCGCCUAUACGCCCACUGCCUCCACCCUCACGCCCACGCUGAAGGAGGCCCUGAAGGUGGCGUGGUGGUGCUGGGCAUGAACCUGGGGACACGUGCCCUACGUGUCAGCCUCGGGGACAAGCUGGCAGCCUCCCCCGUUAUGCAGUACCUUCUUCAGCCAGUCAACGGCGAACUGAAGGCUAGACAAGUGUUGCUGAAUGGGGUACAACUUCAGCUGGGGCCACGGGGGGAACUGCCGUCCCUGGACUACGCCUCGCUGCCCCCCGGCCCCUUCACCCUCCCCCCCACCUCCCUGGGCUUCUGGGUGCUGCCUCGUGUUCGCGCCCCCGCCUGUCUGUAAGAGGUAGGUCUCUCU